Molecule: messenger RNA, 1013 nt
Organism: Somion occarium
Lineage: Eukaryota; Fungi; Basidiomycota; Agaricomycetes; Polyporales; Cerrenaceae
Source: the annotation of a GenBank genome assembly
AAGAAUCAUGCAUAUCUCUGCUCAGAUCAGAGUGUAUAGGACAUCUAAGGACAUCUCUUCCACAUUGGCCAAGGCUAUUACAAGCCAGGCUGUGUAACAGACCGCCAUAUGAUCGUUAUCAAGCUCGGUGCCAUUUACAGAUCAUCCAAGUUAGCUAGCUUUCAUUGAUAUCAACCAGUGCAAAAUGCCUUCGGGUGAACGAGCUGCAUUCAAAGCAUCACGACUCAGCCCUACAACCUUCCUAAUCGUCGAACAUUCCGACAUUUACGAAGAACAUCCAUUCAUCUACGCGAAGAUCGUUCCUGAUGCCAGUACGAUCCUUCUACUCGACACAGGUUGCGGAGGGGCGACUAAGGACGAUGAGAUUGAGAUCAGUAGUUUGAGAGAAUUCAUUGGGACAGUGAAAGUUGACGAUAACGGCGGCCAGCCGUUGAAUGAAGGAGGAAAGAUGAGAUAUGUCGUUGUUUUGAGUCAUUGUCAUUACGACCACAUCUUGGGUAUAGAACACUUUGCUGAUGAUAGUCCUGUGUACGCGUCCGCCCAUGCACCUGAGUUUCUUUCUCCCGAGGUGCUACCCAGACAUUCGCUAUGCGAAGACCUCGAUAUCCAGACACCAAAGUAUACACCCACUCUCCUCCCCCACAAAAGUGGUAUCCCUACUCCAGGCGGCAGCGCAGCAUUACCAGACGUAAAGUUGCUUCAUACACCAGGUCACAUACCAGACGAACUUGCGUUAUGGGACGAAGCCGAGAGGAUGCUCUAUGUCGGAGACACAUUGUACGAAUGGGCUCACCUUCCCCAACGAAGGGUCCAUCGUCACCUGGCUUGACACAGUGGAUAUCCUGUUGGAAGUGGUAGAGCCCCACGAUGAUGCGAAGAUUAACUGCGGGCAUGUCACCGCCAGCAAACCUGCGAAAGGUGUCCUCCAAGGAGCCAAGGCCUUCAUGCUGGAUGUCCUGUCAGGCAAAGAAGAAGUUCGAGAUCGUUUCGAGAAGAGGGGUGAGAUGUGCGUC